AUGCAGGGAACUGCCGAGGCGUCGACCGUUCCCCCAAUCGUCCUUCCCACCUUCGAGAGUGUGAAGAAGCAGACGAAAAUUCCCCAAAGGACAAGAUCCAAGACUUUACCUGACACGAGUGUGACUCGAUCGUCUGAUGUGAAAAUCUCACCCGAUACCAGGAUCACGCCCAAAAUUCAAACGUCUACUACUUCAGAUCCUUCACGGGCUACCACGAAAACCUCGAGAACUCCAAAGGUCGUUGUCACUUCGAUGCCAAAUCGUUCGAGGAAUGAUAAAGUAAACACCAAUGGAAAGAGGUCUGUAGACGACAAAUGCUUGGUCGUCCCCAAGAAACCGAUCACCGCAGUGAGGAGACCAAUCAACGUUGCCUCCAGGAAAUCAAGACCAAUGGUUACCGGUAAGGGGCGACAACCUAAGGUCAAUAGCAGCCCGCACCAACGACGGCACACGAUUGCCGCCGUCAACACAAAGACCAACGUCUCUUGCUCGCCUCCGGUGACGGAGGAAACCGUGACGUUGAUUCCAAGAACUCAGCCGCCAACUCAGUCCUCAACUCAUUCGUCUCUCCUCAUAAUAGCAGGUGACACAGAAACGAUGGAACAUAUUGAAAACGUUGAAGGCGACCGAAAAGAGAGACAAGCCAAAAACGCAAAUACCGACCACGACCACAACACCAAUAAAAGGGUGAAGCUAUUCACGAUAGCCCGAGCCAAUGACGAUUGUGCGAUACGGGAGGAAGAAACUUCUCCAUUCGACAACUCAAUCACUGACCAAACAAUGACAGCAAUCGAUGAAAUGAUCAUUGAACUCGACGACGGAGAUAUCGCAGAUUUGAAAUCGUCCUAUCGACAUCACAAGAUAUUCCUAAGCCUCGAUGACGAUGAUGCAGAAAAUCUCUUGUUUGACGACAAGUCGAUAAUAUCAACGUCGACCAGAAAAUUUAGAACCAAGCUAUCUGCAGUUCGCACCGUGAUCGACAGUAAACCCGAACCGAUAGAGGAGUUGUUUGUGGAAGACUUCAAUUUCGCUUCGUUUCUUCAUUAUUCUUCGUUCCUAUUUGAGCAAACCUCAUCUCCGGUGGAUAGUGAAAGUAGCGAAUCGCCAUCAUUGACUUCACAUUCUCAGGAGUCCCUGUGCUUCCCACGACUAUCCACCGAAUCGGUUGACGAGAGAGACAUCAUGACUGACAACGGUCGUGUUCCUCUAUCGGUUCUUGAUCCUUGGCACAACAACGGUGAUGAUGGAAUUAACCAGUGCGAGACAUUCAGUACCUCACCGAAAAGAUCUUCAUCAAACUCCUUUAAAUCAUCGAGGAUAAGUCGUAUAUGUCGAAGUUUAAGUAUGAAAUCUGGAAAAUACGAUGUUGAUUGUUCCGCCGCCUUGGAAGAAUACUCGAUCCCCUACUCAUCCUUCCUGACUCCAUCCCCGGAUGCAAAGGAAAACUUCCCGUCUCAAAAUUUCGGGUUGUCGAGUCUUUCGGAAACCGAUGACGAAGGUGACGAUGAUACUAUCUACGUCAUCAAUAGUGCCUCUAUCGCCUCCAUGCCCAAGGAACAAGACCUUGGCAGAUCGGUGAACUCAAGUGACAAUAAGCAUACUCAGAAGGCUGAAUCGUCGAUCGAAGCAGAUGAGGUACCCGUUGAAAAAUCUAACAGGAAUCGACGCGUCGAAUCAGGUGACCCGGUGGAGAGUAGUACAAGAUCGUUUAGUUCGCCGCCAACACCGACCAAUCAAACUAAAGACGUAACAUCCAUGGGCAUCAAUGGCGUCUCAUCCUCACGGAGCAGCAUAUCAACCAGUGAGUCUUCAUCGAGCAGCAUUCGACGAUCGUGGUCACACAUUGAAGUGAGGACCAUCAAAGGACUCUUUCAACGAAAACGAUCGAGCGCGAAUGACGUGAAGCGAAGGAACUCUUACGCAUAUCAGACUGGUUCGCCCAAAACUAACGAACUGAUCGCAGCCGAGUCCGAGAUUCGAGUUUUAAAUCAUGUUGUUGGGAAUCCCGGUGAUCGAAAAAACAAGGGAGUUGGUGUAUUCAGGAAAGUUGGUGGCAAGAAAAAUAAAAAGCACCGGAGUGGUGAGAAUAAUGAUAGUAACGUAGGCGAGCUAGGUUUCCCAAGGAUCCCGACCCUCCCGCCUCAGUUACCACUCGACAUCUUUGAAUUUGUCAGUGUGAAAGAGGAUGUUUUGAAGAUGAUGCAGAUGAGACGGUUUACCAUCAAUGAAAUCUAUUCAACCGAAAAGAGCUACAUGAUGCAUAUGAGAACCCUCAAGAAGGUCUUCAUUAAUCCCUUCAUUGAAGCGUCCAAAACCCCGAGCCCGCUGGUUAACUCAUCGGACAUACCGAUAAUAUUUGCUCACGUCGAUGAUCUCAUACGGCUGUCCGCGAAAAUGGUCGAAUCAUUUGAAGGUAACGCGAGCUUUCGGGAAAACCCGGAUUCAAAGAUUGGUGAGGUAUUUUUAAAGCAUCAACAAGAAUUCAAAGUGUUCCGACGGUAUUCUGAAAAUCACCAGAAGAGUAUAAUGGCAAUAAAGAGGGCCAAUGAGAAUGUGUUGUGUAGAAAAUUUAUACAGCGAUCACAACGAAAGCAAGAAACAAAUCGUCUUGGACUUUCCGACUAUAUGAUUAUGCCAAUACAAAGAGUGCCGAGAUAUUGCCUUUUGCUUAACGAACUUAAGAAGUAUACCCCCAGGUCUCAUGCAGAUUACGAGGGUUUAUGUACGGCUUUGGCUAAUAUGAAAUCACUUGCAAAGGAGUGCAACGAUACUAUUCAAAAAUUAUGA
Molecule: messenger RNA, 2787 nt
Organism: Acaulospora morrowiae
Lineage: Eukaryota; Fungi; Glomeromycota; Glomeromycetes; Diversisporales; Acaulosporaceae
Source: the annotation of a GenBank genome assembly